Daktulosphaira vitifoliae (grape phylloxera) is the source of this 803-nucleotide messenger RNA. RefSeq lists its product as uncharacterized. The record is from RefSeq and is a predicted model, not a curated record. The transcript has 5 exons. Bases 107 to 712 code for a protein of 201 amino acids. Lineage: Eukaryota; Metazoa; Arthropoda; Insecta; Hemiptera; Phylloxeridae.
UUUGGUUUUUAUUCAUACUUUCAAUUAUUUCAAUUUGUACGAAUCCAAACAUAUUUUUUCAAAAAAAUUUAUAACAUUCAUCAAAAUAAUUUUUUUUGCUUCAAAUAUGUUUAAAAAAAAUGUAGUAGUAUUACUAUUUGUUAUUUUUUUAUCAACUGAACUGACAGGAGUAUUAAGCAAAAUAGACAAAGCAACAAAAUUUGGAAAAAAAAUCAUAAAUGGAGCAAAAAGCUUAUUAGGUGUUAGUAAUUCAGGUUGCUGUCCAUCAGGCGAGGAAAUAAUAACUGGCUCUCCUACAAAACUUCUAGAGAAGUUAUCGGAAGAAUUUGCAAAACUUGGAGAAUGUAAACAUUGCCAUCGCACACCUAAAAUAGAGUCUGUUGAAUAUCUUACUACAUCAAGUAAAAAUGAUAUAAAUGAUGACAUAAAUUAUGAUAUAAAUUACGUUAAAAAUUAUGAUAUAAAUUAUGGUGUAAAUGAUGAUUCAUAUUAUGAUAUAAAUUAUAGUAUAAAUGAUGAUAAAAGUUAUUAUUUAUCUCGCGAUAAAUUGUUUGAAUAUUGUAAUAAUGUAUUCGAACAUAAUUCUCUUAAAGUGACUAACGAAGAUUGUGAACAUUUAUACGCAAUGUUUGCAGAGAAUCCAAAAUUAGGACUGACCGAAGAAGAAUGUGGCAAUAUGGUUGAAUACUUGUGUGAAUAUUAUUAUUCUUAAAAACGAUUUUAUUUGUAAACAAACAUUUUAUUUUGGUAUUAAUGUUUUGUUCAUUAUAAAAGAAAUCGUAAUAAAUAUAAUUUUAAUAUAA